Messenger RNA from Danio rerio (zebrafish), 3765 nucleotides. The record is from RefSeq and is a predicted model, not a curated record. Lineage: Eukaryota; Metazoa; Chordata; Actinopteri; Cypriniformes; Danionidae.
GAAGCAAAGUUACUGCACAUUUAGAAAUAACAUUGACUGUAGUUUCUCAUUGGUUUCAACAGCAUAAUAUAACGCAAUGCUUUGGAUAAAGCACCUCUGGUUUCGUGUGUGUGUUUGAGAGAGAGAAAGAGUGUGUUAGAGGUGUGGCUCCAGUGAAUGGAGGAGGAGGAGGAGGGUCGAGCCGAGUGUCUCAGUGGUUUAUCCAUGAGAGAAGAAAUCAGCGGCUGAAUGUUGCACAGUUACCCGGGACUCAGAGAAAACCUGCUGGAUUACAACGACUCAUUUACGACUCGCAUCAGCUGGCAGUCUAUUCAGAGAGAGGUGUAACAGCUUCAAGCGCUUCAGCGAUUCCAGACAAUUCAAUAGGAGUUUCCAGUCACUAACAGUGGGAAUGUGACGUGUAAAAUAAGUGUUUUCCAACCAGGAUCUAAUAUCAGUUCCCCCUUGAUCUCUAUGUGGAACUGAUUCCAGUAUGGCCUUGCAGUAUGACCCCAAAUAUCCCUAAAAGAGUCAAAGACGAGCUGUAAACGUCACAUCUGAAUACCAAAGAUACUUGGAACAAUCUUCAAUCGCAAAGCGGUAACCAUGGCAACCAAAUGUAAAGUCCAAUGGAAAAUAUCCAUGGAAAACAAUGACUCUGUCUGGCUCUUAUUUUGGAGCAUAUGGAUUGUUUUGGCUGGAGUUUUACAAUCAACCAUGGCGAGUGAAGAUGAUGUUACAGCACGCAUUAGUUUCACAUACAAUGCAGAAGGGCGAUCAGUGAGCGGGUUCUCUGUGAAUGGUGUGUACAACUAUUCAGCUCUUCUGCUGAGCCCAGAUGAAAACAAGAUCUAUGUGGGAGCCAGAGAGAACAUAUUCUCCCUCAGCCUGGACAACAUCAGCGUGACGCACCUACAGAAAACACUCACGUGGAGCACUCCUGAAACAAAGAGGGGAGAGUGUAUCUUUAAGGGAAAAGACCCCCAGACUGAUUGUUUCAACUACAUCAAGAUCUUACUGCGUCUGAACAGCACACACCUGUUUGUGUGUGGAACGUAUGCAUUCAGCCCCAUCUGCACUUAUAUUAACAUUUCAAGUUUUUCUCUGGAAGCAGAUGAAAAGGGUGAACCUAUUAUGGAGGACGGCCGUGGACGCUGUCCAUUUAAUCCAGAAUACAGAUCUACAGCUAUUACAGUGGAUGGGGAACUGUACACUGCUACUGUCAGUAACUUCCAAGGAAAUGAACCCAGCAUAUAUAGGAGUCUGGGCUCUGGCACUCCUCUAAAAACGGAGAACUCUCUCAACUGGCUCCAGGACCCAGCGUUUGUAGGUUCUGCUCACAUUACUGGUUCGGACAGCGAGAGGAAUGAUGAUCAGAUCUACUUUUUCUUCAGUGAGACGGGGAAGGAGUUUGACUUCUUUGAUAACACCAUAGUGUCCAGGAUUGCACGUGUGUGUAAGGAGGAUCAAGGUGGAGAGAGAGUCCUGCAAAAGAAAUGGACCACAUUUCUGAAAGCUCAACUUUUGUGUUCGCUACCAGAUGAUGGCUUUCCUUUCAACAUCAUACAGGAUGUAUAUGUACUUCCAGCCAAACGCAAGAAAAACACACUCCUUUAUGCAGUCUUUGCUUCUCAAUGGAGUAAAGGUCUUGCUGGCAGUUCCGCAGUGUGUGUGUUCAGCAUGGAUCAGGUGGAUCAAGCCUUUACUGGCCGUUACAAAGAGGUGAAUCGAGAGACACAACAAUGGUACACAUACACUCAAUCUGUACCUGAACCACGACCAGGAAUGUGUAUUACUAAUGCCUCAAGGCAGCUGGGAAUAGACUCCUCUCUGGAUAUGCCAGAUAAGGUACUAAACUUUGUGAAGGACCACUUCCUGAUGGACCGUCCUGUCAGAAGUCAGCCUGUGCUCUUCACACACACUGUGCACUACACACAAAUCGCUGUGCACCACGUGAAGGGUCUCCACAGAGCUUAUGACGUGAUGUUCAUUGGCACAGCUGAUGGGCGUCUGCAGAAGGCUGUGAAUGUAGCUGGUAUGAUGCACAUCAUUGAGGAGAUCCAGCUGUUCUCAGAACAACAACCAGUACAGCAAAUAGAGCUGGAUUCAGCUAAGGGUCUGUUAUUUGUGUCGUCACACUCUGGCAUUGUUCAGCUGCCAGUAGCAAACUGCAGUUUCCAUAACAACUGUGGCGAGUGUGUUUUAGCCAGAGACCCAUACUGUGCUUGGACAGGCACACACUGUACUGACGUCACACUUGUCCCACCACAAAACCAAUGGCAACAAGAUAUAGAGGAAGCGGACACUUCGAAAUGCAACAGCACCAUGCUCAGAGUUGACUCUGGGAGCUCAGUAUCACCGCGUUCUUUCACAAAUUCCGAAACAUCAGAUUGUGAGCUCAUCAUCAUCCCAGCAAACACUCUUCAACUUCUACCCUGCAACCUUCGCUCCAACCACGCCCACAGAAAAUGGCUAUACAAACCAAACGUAAGUCACUUUCUGUUUCCCAGCGCAGAUGGUGGCUUGGUAGUCAGCGGCCGAGCAGGCAGUGACGAGGUCUUCUCAUGUUGGUCAGAAGAACGUGGCUUUUGGCAACUCUUGGCCAAUUACUGCGUGAAGGCCGAGCCGUUAUCUGAAACCACAACCAAAAUCGGCCGCAAGGAAGCACCAUUUUUAAUCCAAAGCAUAGCAUCGGACAUUCUGUCUGAGGAAUCCGAAGCACACUCUGCUCAACAUCGCAUAAAGACGUACGGCACAGAACUGGCGGUGGUGUGUGUUUUAUUAGCCGUUUGUGUGCUUUCGUUUGGGCUUUCAGUAGUGUAUCGACACAGAGGUCGGAUGAAGGAGGUACUCAGAGGAGGAGAGCAAGCUGGAGGAGCCCAGAAGAGCACAGUCCACCCUGGGGAGAGCUUGCCUCUCAAUGCUGGUGCACCUCCAACCUCGCCAUCUGAACACAAAAGCUACCAGACGCUAGAGGAAAACUGUAGUUACAUAAUCGCUCCGGCAGAAACAAACACACCGCAGAAAUCGGAGGAAACACAGAUACUCAAGCCAACACCACAGAAUGGCUAUAAAGAGAGUCAUGUGGAGGUCAGUGACAUUAGCCCUCGUCCUCGGGUACGACUAGGCUCUGAGAUUAGAGACUCUGUGGUGUAAAAUACUGCAUAUACAGACUGAAACUCUUAAUGUUCACUCGGUACAGUCAAUGGGCAGCUUUUGUAAAGACUAAUCAUACUGAGCCUGAGGAAAAAGAGAUGGGACAUGCUCGGUUUGUGUAUUGCCACAUUUUAGUUGUUGGAGACAACGCCCUGAAAUCUACUCUCACAUCUUACAACUUUUAAAUGUUAUGACACAGUUUAUUGUGUUGAUAUAAAAAAAAAAGACAGUUAAAAUAUUUGUGAUGUGGACGAGACUAGAGCGGAUCGAUGUACAGGAAAGGUGGGCAAUGGGCUUUGUGUUGUAUGACUGCUACUGGUGCUAUAAUCACUGCCAAGACAAAGAGUGAUGAAGCUUCACUCAAGGUGGAAAAAACAGCUUUAAAUGACUAUUUGUGUUCCUAAUGUUUAAUGAGGGUACUUUCAUCUUAAAAGUUGACUAUUACUGUGAACAUCAGGCAGUUCAAACCGGACACAAUAUUAGUGCUACAGAGUUUGGGUACUUUUUAAAAUGUAUUCCUGUGUUUUGGUCAGUUGUUAAUUUCUUAAGCUUUCAUUUCUUUUGGUUUCUAUUGUCAGAUGUGUUCAUUUAAAGCGAUAGUUCACACAAAAAUAAAUCUGUCAUCAUUCA